UCUUUCAUUUUUUUUGCAGCUGUGCUAGCCCUCGCUCAAAUGUCAUUAGGCUGUGAAACCGUCCCAUCAGAUUGGACACAUGCUAGCCGAAGAGGAAUUGUGCCAGGAGCGGCUCAGACCCCAGUGGUGAGUCAGAACCUGGUGACGGACGACGUGUGGGUGGUAGAGGGCGAGAUGGCCACCAUCAGCUGCCGCGUCAAGGACAGCGACGACUCGGUCAUCCAGCUCCUCAACCCCAACCGACAGACCAUCUACUUCAGGGACAUGAGACCCCUGAAAGAUGCGCGCUUCCAGCUGGUGAACUUCUCGGAGAAUGAGCUGCGGGUGUCGCUGUCCAACGUGUCUCUGUCUGACGAGGGCCGCUACGUGUGCCAGCUGUACACAGACCCCCCGCAGGAAGCCUACGCCGACAUCACCGUGCUGGUUCCUCCGGGUAACCCCAUCAUCGAGGCCCGGGAUGAGGUCCUGCGCGAGGGCAACGAGACGGAGAUGACGUGCACAGCCAUGGGAAGCAAGCCCGCCGCCACCAUCAAGUGGAUGAAGGGUGACAAAGAGCUGCCAGGCAAGCCCAAAGUGGAGCUCGCCUAUGACAAGAUGUACACGGUAACCAGCCGGCUAGCGUUCACCGUCAGCAAGGAGGACGACGGCGUGCCUGUGGCGUGCAUCGUCGAUCAUCCCGCGGUCAAGGACUUCCAAGCAAAAAAAUACCUGGAGGUGCAAUACAAACCUGAGGUGAAGAUAGUGGUGGAGUUUCCCCAGGGCCUGACGAGGGAGGGGGAGAACCUGGAGCUAACCUGCCAAGCUAAAGGCAAACCCCAGCCGCAGAAGGUGAACUGGGUGAAGGUGGACGACGAGUUCCCGUCCCACGCCGUCAUCACCGGCGGCGACCUGUACAUCGAGAACCUCAACAAGUCGUACAACGGAACGUACCGCUGCGUGGCCACCAACACGGUGGGCGAGGCCUACGAAGACUACGUCCUCUACGUCUACGAUGCCCCCACCACCACCCCUUUACCCACCACCACCACCACCUCCACCACCCCCGCCUCCACCACCUCCGCCGCCAUCAUCUCCCACUCCCACGGCCCUCAAGACUCCGCGCCCAGCACUGAACCCGCAGCACAUGAUUCCAGAGCUGGCGAGGGAUCUCCGAGAACGGUGGACCACGCCGUGAUCGGCGGCGUGGUGGCGGUGGUGGUGUUCGCCAUGCUCUGUCUACUCAUCGUGCUCGGACGCUACUUUGCGAGACACAAAGGUACCUACUUCACACAUGAGGCCAAGGGCGCGGACGACGCCGCGGACGCUGACACGGCCAUCAUCAAUGCCGAGGGCGGCCACACCAACUCGGACGAGAAGAAGGAGUACUACAUCUAGAGGAGGGCCCCUUCUCGCCCGACGGCGGCCCUGCCCGGGCCCUGGGUGGGACCCGGGCGAAGGGUG
Molecule: messenger RNA, 1440 nt
Organism: Gadus chalcogrammus (walleye pollock)
Lineage: Eukaryota; Metazoa; Chordata; Actinopteri; Gadiformes; Gadidae
Gene: cadm1a
Product: cell adhesion molecule 1a
Exons: 12
Coding region: 40-1374 (444 amino acids)
Biological process (GO): detection of stimulus; susceptibility to natural killer cell mediated cytotoxicity; cell recognition
Cellular component (GO): synapse; neuron projection; plasma membrane
Molecular function (GO): signaling receptor binding
Source: RefSeq, a predicted model, not a curated record